Molecule: messenger RNA, 237 nt
Organism: Penicillium subrubescens
Lineage: Eukaryota; Fungi; Ascomycota; Eurotiomycetes; Eurotiales; Aspergillaceae
Exons: 2
Coding region: 1-237 (78 amino acids)
Source: RefSeq, a predicted model, not a curated record
AUGUCUAUUCCUGAGCCUUCUUCCUCCAGCUCCCACAACCCGGCUGGCUCUUCUCUCAGCCAGAACAAUGUCAGCCAAGUGCCACGAUCCAACCAAAACAGUGUAAACCGUUUCGCUCGAGCACCAGCGGCAGAUGGCCCCUACUAUGCCGGAGCACGAAUGGGAGAGCGGUCCACACACAUGAACGGCCUCUCAAACCAAGUCAAUGCGAUGGAUGAUAUUCUGAAGUCCAAAUGA